Trametes versicolor FP-101664 SS1 is the source of this 648-nucleotide messenger RNA. RefSeq lists its product as uncharacterized. The transcript is spliced from 5 exons. Lineage: Eukaryota; Fungi; Basidiomycota; Agaricomycetes; Polyporales; Polyporaceae. Bases 104 to 553 code for a protein of 149 amino acids. The record is from RefSeq and is a predicted model, not a curated record.
CCUCCUCAGUCCACCUGCUCGGCCAUCUCUGCGUGCAAUUUUGCGACCCUCAUAACCCUCGCUGGCAUCAUCCCGGGGCGCCGUUUCAUCAAAGCUCACUGCAAUGCCCAAGGUCGUCUCGCGUUCCGCGGUCUCGUCCUCCACAGAUGCGCGGCCCACCGCAUCAUCAACAGCAGCCCUCCGCGUCUACUAUUGCAUCUGCGGCGAGUUUAUCCUCGUCGUCGACAAGAGCCUAGCGAGCCUUCCGCGGCGCCAGACUGACGGCGCAAUUAUCAUUCGCUGCCAGGACGCGGACGACGCCAAGGCGCGGAUCUUCAAGCUGAACGCCACGCCCAAGGAGCCAAUCCUCGUAGAGCGACAAGGUGGGCAUGAGAAACAGCACAGGUUCCAUUGUCCACGCUGCGCGCUGCCUGUUGCGUACCAGUCCACGCCCCCGCCCGCCAAGUCUGGGCCGUUCUUGUACGUGUUCAAGGGUGCUCUCAGCCAGAUACAGGGACAGCUUCCGCCAGACGCGUUCGAUGACGAGAAGCUUCUCGACGAUAGCAUCGCAUGAAUGCAUGCCUUCGAUCUCAUGUGCCUUUUGUACCUAUCCGCUCUCUUUUGCUGUGUUCGAUCGAUGUAUGAUGUGUACGACGAAUAUAUUGCUUU